This is a messenger RNA of Neltuma alba, 837 nucleotides long. RefSeq names its product classical arabinogalactan protein 4-like. Bases 96 to 521 code for a protein of 141 amino acids. The transcript has a single exon. Lineage: Eukaryota; Viridiplantae; Streptophyta; Magnoliopsida; Fabales; Fabaceae. The record is from RefSeq and is a predicted model, not a curated record.
UCCACGCUUUCCCAUUGUUCAUAUCUCACUCUCUUCUUCUCCUCCCUGCUUCUUUGUGUUCCUGUUUGAAUUGAUUCUGAGAGUUUUCAUCAAACAUGGGUUUUCAUGGAGUUCAAGUGUUUCUGGUCUUGGGGCUUUUGGCCACCUCGUGCUUAGCUCAAGCCCCAAGAACCGCACCCUCGCCGGCUCCCACUACGCCGUCGCCCACUCCCACACCAUCUCCUUCACCCUCAACUACUCCGUCUCCGGCACCCACCCCUGCUCCCGCCACUCCACCGUCGGCUCCUGCCCCUGCUCCGGCUACUCCCUCGCCUACCCCUUCUCCUCCUUCUCCACCGCCUUCCGGCACUUCCCCGUCUCAGGCACCCGGUCCCAGCGGUUCCACACCUGCUUCCGGCCCCGGCGGCGCUGCUCCUGUGUCUCCUGGUUCCGAGGCACCCUCCGCCGCAUUCUCCAUCAGCAAGGCCGCCGUUGCUGGGACCGCUGUCGCUGCGACUUUCUUCGCCUUCGUUUUGGCUUAGAAUAUUUUGAUCCGCAUGGGCUGGCAUGCAUCGGAUUUUGAUGUUGAUUAUCUUGGACGGACGAGAUCUUUUUCUUCCUGGUCUUAUGGAGUAGUUUUUUUUUAAUUAUUUAAUUUAAUGUGUUUAUGGUUUUCCUUUUAUUAUAUUCUAUGUAUAUGCAGGGAGGAUUAUGAUUACUGAGGAUUUGAUGAUGACUAUUGUUGCUAUUAUUUAGUGAUUCAUUGUUUGGAGUCCACACUUUGUAGCUAGAUGCGUCUGAUUUCAUUGUAUAUUAUUCGAUUAUAGUGGGAAUAAAAGUUUGCGAUUCUUGUUUUAA